AUGUCUACCUCCAAGCGCAUCGAGAUCACCGAGCAAGACGAAGCAGGCAUAGUGACAUCGACAUACAUUGCCUCGGGCGACUCACGCGUGGAUAUCAUCCUCCACCAAGAGACAAAGGGCUACACGCAGCAGAUUCUCGAUGUUUUCCUGCCGGCGGGGUAUCCGCAGAGCGUGACGGAGGAUUAUAUACAAUAUCAAAUCUACGAUUCGCUACAAGCUUUCUCGUCGUCGAUAGCGGGCCUGCUGGCCUCGAGAGCCGUGCUAGAAGGCGUCGGCGUCGGCGACUCAACCGCCUCUCCCACUUCGGCGCUGCUGCUCUCCAUCCUGCAAGAAUCCAUGGGCCGGCUCGCAACCAUCCUCUUCGCGCACCGACUCGGCACGUCGCUGGAACCAGAGUGCAAAAUGUACCGCCUAGCAGCCGACGUCUUCAUCGACACAGCCAUGAUCCUCAACUACCUGUCCCCCGCGCUCCCCAAGCCUGCCCGCGUCGCGGUGCUGAGCUUCUCGAGCUGCCUGCGGGCUCUCUGCGGCGUGUGCGCCGGGAGCGCCAAAGCGAGUCUGAGCGCUCAUUUCGCAAAGAGAGGGAAUCUAGGUGAACUGAAUGCAAAGGACAGUAGCCAGGAGACUAUCAUCUCGCUGCUGGGGAUGCUGGCGGGGAGUCUGGUGGUUAGCUGGGUGCAUUCGCCGCUGGCGACGUGGGCUACGCUGAUGGGGCUGUUGGCCGUGCAUCUGGGGACCAACUACGCUGCCGUGAAAGCUGUGCGGAUGACGAGGCUGAAUCGGCAGCGGGCGAACAUCUUGUUCGGCACCAUCCUGCAGCAUGGCAAGGUGCUGAGCCCAAGAGAGGUGUCGGAGAGGGAGAGGGUGUUUGAAAGGGAUGGAGUGCUUCGUUGGGCCGAUGACGGCAUCGCAGGCUAUUGCAGGAUAGGCGUCAGUCUGCAAGUGCUGCUGAGCCGCUUAGGCACCCCUCACGAGCGCACCGGGUCCACGACGUUGGAGACCGUCAAGUUGCCCGAGCUGCUGCAAGUCUACGCCGCAGAAGCUUACCUCGUGUGGUACUCUGAGCUCCACUCGGAGGCGCUCAUCGUGCUAAAGAAAGAGUGCACGGCGGUCGAUCAACUCAGAGCUUGGACACAGGCACUGUUGCUCGCUCAGCGGCGCAGACCUGGCUCGAACAGCUUGGACGCAUCUGCGUCGGGGCGGCUGACGGAGCUCAGACACACCUUGGCCGAGACACAGAAACUGUUUGGGCAGUACGUCGAGCUGCUUCAAGACAAAGGCUGGGACCUGAGUGUGGCUGCUCUGGAGACACGGGCUGGAGUGCGAGCGGUGAUGGAAACGAAAGAAGACGAAUGA
Messenger RNA from Ascochyta rabiei, 1356 nucleotides. RefSeq lists its product as uncharacterized. The record is from RefSeq and is a predicted model, not a curated record. The coding region runs from base 1 to 1356 and encodes 451 amino acids. NCBI's taxonomy places the organism in Eukaryota, Fungi, Ascomycota, Dothideomycetes, Pleosporales, Didymellaceae. The transcript has 5 exons.